Sparassis crispa is the source of this 1245-nucleotide messenger RNA. RefSeq names its product Protein phosphatase 2C homolog 2. NCBI's taxonomy places the organism in Eukaryota, Fungi, Basidiomycota, Agaricomycetes, Polyporales, Sparassidaceae. Gene Ontology annotation, biological process: protein dephosphorylation. The record is from RefSeq and is a predicted model, not a curated record. Gene Ontology annotation, molecular function: cation binding; protein serine/threonine phosphatase activity. The transcript is spliced from 10 exons. The coding region runs from base 1 to 1245 and encodes 414 amino acids.
AUGUCACACAACGCCACCGCGGACUCCGACUCAGAUAUGGCUAUAGAUGGCCUAGAAAGGGAUAUAAUCGACUUAGACGAGGAUUCGGAGGACUCAGACCAGGACAUGAAGAACACAGUCGAUACGGCGCAGUUUGUCGACUGGUGGAGGUCGAUUUGGCACACGACACCUGAUUCCAGGAAGACCACAGUUCAGGGCGAAAACAGAAGCUUCUCAUAUGCUGUUACCUCCAUGCAGGGUUGGAGAAUGAACAUGGAGGACACGCAUGCCAUCAAACUGCAUUUGGGCGACCAGGAUGGUGCUAAUGCGUAUUUCGCGGUGUUUGACGGACAUGGAGGUGACGCCAUCGCAGGGCUUGCAAGCGAGUUCUUACACCAGAACCUAGUUAAAGAAGGAGCAUACGCUCAGAAGGCAUAUCCGGAAGCGCUGAAGAAUGCCUUCCUUGGCUUUGACGCGAAAUUCAGACCAUUACAUACAGAUGAGACCGAUGGUAGCACUGCUACUGUUGCUCUAAUUACAAACGAAGGCAAGAUAUACGUUGCGAAUACCGGCGACUCGCGAGCUGUGCUCAGCCACCAGGGGAAGGCAAAACCUCUGUCGCUUGACCACAAAACCUCCAUUGUCGCGGAGCAAGCUCGCGUUCUUGCGGCCGGUGGACGCAUAGAGGACGAUCGUGUCAACGGUGAUCUCGCUAUGACCCGAUCCCUUGGUGAUUAUCGGCUGAAGCAGAAUAUGGCGCUUCCACCUGAACAGCAAAUGGUCACGGCUUUGCCCGAAGUGGUGGAACACGAAGUUACCAAAGAAGACGAGUUCCUUAUCCUGGCCUGUGACGGUGUCUGGGAUUGCCUGAAGUCGCAGCAAGUCAUCGAUCUGGUAAGGCUGUUCGUGUCACAGGGCAAAAAGCUAUCGAAGGUCUGCGAGGACAUCUGUCAACACUGCCUUGCACCUAAUCCCUUAAUGGGCCACGGAGAUGACAACAUGACGCUCAUGGUUGUAGCCCUGUUGCAUGGCCGCACCCCGCAGCAGUGGUAUGAAUGGGUUACCAAACGCACUGUAAGCCGCCACGGUUACGACACUCCCAAGGAACUUCCGGAGAUCUAUCCCUCUGAAGAGGUGGAGGAUUGGGGGCCAGCAUGGGAUGAUCUAAGGUCCCAAAUGGCGGAGUCGAAAGAGAAAUUUAUUCAGCAGGAAGAGGAUGCCCUGGAUCUCAACAGGAACGAUAUCAAAGCCCGUCUUAAGGUUUAG